This is a messenger RNA of Abrus precatorius (Indian licorice), 1799 nucleotides long. Its product is annotated as probable protein phosphatase 2C 9. Gene Ontology annotation, cellular component: cytosol; nucleus. Gene Ontology annotation, biological process: protein dephosphorylation. Bases 498 to 1346 code for a protein of 282 amino acids. The record is from RefSeq and is a predicted model, not a curated record. The transcript has 6 exons. Gene Ontology annotation, molecular function: protein serine/threonine phosphatase activity. Lineage: Eukaryota; Viridiplantae; Streptophyta; Magnoliopsida; Fabales; Fabaceae.
UAUACAAAUAGCGAUGUUGUUGUUGUUGUUGGGUUUAUAUGAAGGAACUAUGUGAAUUGUGAAGUGAAUCCUCAAAACAAAAACAGCUGUAAUAAUCAAACAAACAGUGUCAGCAAUAAAACACAAACUGCAAAAGUCAAUAAGGGCAACCUAUGCCUUUUGGCCUCCAUUCCAUUCCUCACUUAAGACUUUCUCAACAAAACCAGACGGUUAUCUACUCUUUCAACCAUCCCUUAUUCCUCCCUAUUGUAUCAAUACAAAUUAAUUCUAUUUUUCUUUUUCAUUUGGUAUACUAUAUUUUCUGUUUUCAACUCCAUGCUCUGUCAAUUCCCUCUCUCUUCAUCCUCCAAGAAUUAGAACGACCCAGUUCCUUUGCAGAUCUUCCCUUUCGUUUUUUUUGGGAAAAGUUGGGAUUUUUUGAUCGUUGUGUUUAGAAGAUUGGCAGAAGAAUUAGAUGUUGAGUGAUAGACAGAAAGGUUGAGGUGGGGUUGGAUUAUAUGGAUAGUCUUUGUUGUUUCAGCUCUGUUAGUCAGGUGGUUGGAGGCCGUUCUUCGUGUAACUCUGGCAAAGGCAAGAGCAGUCAUUCCUCAGCCAAGUAUGGCUUUAGCCUGGUUAAAGGAAAAGCAAACCACCCAAUGGAGGACUAUCAUGUAGCAAAAUUUGUGCAGUUCCAAGGGCAAGAGCUAGGACUUUUUGCUAUAUAUGAUGGACACCUGGGAGACAGUGUACCAGCCUAUUUACAAAAGCAUCUCUUUCCAAAUAUCUUGAAGGAAGAUGACUUUUGGGAUGAUACAUUCAUGUCCAUUACUAAAGCUUAUGAAACAACAGAUCAGGCAAUUCUUUCCCACAGUCCUGAUUUGGGGCGAGGAGGAUCAACUGCUGUGACUGCAAUUCUCAUAAAUUAUGAGAAAUUAUGGGUAGCCAAUGUGGGAGAUUCACGGGCAGUUGUGUCAAGAGGAGGGGUGGCUGUACAGAUGACAACUGAUCAUGAACCCAAUACUGAACGGGGCAGCAUUGAGAACAGAGGUGGCUUUGUCUCAAACAUGCCAGGAGAUGUUGCUAGAGUGAAUGGUCAGCUAGCAGUUUCUCGAGCCUUUGGAGACAAAAACCUCAAAACACACUUGCGAUCUGAUCCUGACAUUCAGUGCAUUGAUAUUACCCCAGAUAUUGAGCUUUUGAUACUUGCUAGUGACGGUUUAUGGAAGGUAAUGGCAAAUCAAGAGGCUGUUGAUGUUGCAAGAAGGUUAAAGAAUCCACAAAAGGCAGCCAAACAACUAGCUGCGGAGGCAUUGAACAGGGACAGUAAAGAUGAUAUUUCCUGCAUUGUAGUUCGUUUCAAGGGGUAAAAAAGGGAACAUACAAUACUCUCUACAUUCAGGCUCAGGGUAUAUAUAUUUCUACAUGUCAAGACUUCCCCUUUAGGGAUGCCAUUCCAUACUCAUGAAAUCCAUUAUCAAUUUGGAAUUUUCUACAAAAUAGGUUUUGCCUUCCUUUCAUAUGUAAAAAAUAUAAAAUUUAAGUUGUUGAAUUUAGGUCGUGCCAUUUAGUAUUUCUUGAUUUCUUCGUUGUGUAGAUUCACACCAUAAUUUUUCUUUGUAAUAUGCCUUAUGUCGGAGCAGUGUGAAGAUGGCCACAGUUUAUACAUUGAACAAGUGAUUUAUGCAUUUGUUUUAAACUUAGUGUAUGAAAUACCUUAGCUUGAGUUGCUUAGUCUCUGGCUACAACUCAUGUGAGUAUACCAUUUUCCACCCUCUCUCUUUUUUUAAGAGGUAUAUUUUAAAGAUAUAGAAAUCUGGUUG